GAAGGACAAUUCUUUUAGUUGCUCCACGCUGUGUGGAACAACAUACUAUAUUGAGGGCAAAUGGAACCUGCAGGCAGCCAGGCACCUUGGCUGGCUUUACAUGAUGCCACAGCUGCGUUUCUGAUUCUGCGACUUCUACCUCCAAGGACCUGGUGGCAACUGCGAGCGCUGUCAGCUGAAUGGAGGCUGCUUUUGGAUGAUGCAGGCAACUGCAUGGAAAGGUCAUGCCGUGAAAUGGUGGGGGAGUUCCGACCAGCUUGCUGCUUGGUCAAGCUCCUUGUGGAGGCUGCCGGCCCACUGAAGACCGCGAACGAGGAGGUAGACUUUGCAGGUUGCGUGUACAGAGCAGUGCACCACGGAAGCGUAGGCCCAUUGCAGCAGCUGUUGCGACCCUUGGCAGCCGAAUCCUUUGCCAGACGAGCUUUUGCACUUGGCGUCAUCCGCGAGGCCCUGGUACAAGCAGCAGUGGCAGGAGAUGCUGCCACAUGCCACGCUGUGCUGCAGCAGCAUGGCCCACGGUCGGCUGCUGCGCGAAGACUGCAAUCCGGCGAUGCGGCAAUGGCGUUAAAGGCAGCGGCCGACUGGCACCUGAUGAGAGCCUUGGCAGCACCUGAGAAUUCAUGUGUCAAACUUGUCCAAACUUGAGGCCCAGAUGAUGUAUCAGAUUUGAGACGCAAGGCUGUCGACGAGGUGCUGAAGGCAGUGUGCUGAGAGUGCAAAGACUUAGCUGAAAUGGCUGAGAUUUUCAACAAAGUCGCAGGACAUCGAAUUGAGGGGACCAAUGAAUGGGGUCACUUCUAGCAGCCCAUGUGCAUCACUUUCCGUUUCACCUGCUUGCGCGAGCGUUUAAUUGGAUGCGGCAGAGCUGGCAUAGAAGGCU
Molecule: messenger RNA, 880 nt
Organism: Effrenium voratum
Lineage: Eukaryota; Dinophyceae; Suessiales; Symbiodiniaceae
Source: the annotation of a GenBank genome assembly